This is a messenger RNA of Amyelois transitella, 497 nucleotides long. RefSeq names its product small ribosomal subunit protein eS27 (gene RpS27). Gene Ontology annotation, molecular function: structural constituent of ribosome; RNA binding. The transcript has 3 exons. The record is from RefSeq and is a predicted model, not a curated record. Gene Ontology annotation, cellular component: cytosolic small ribosomal subunit; ribosome. Gene Ontology annotation, biological process: translation; ribosomal small subunit assembly. Bases 123 to 377 code for a protein of 84 amino acids. Lineage: Eukaryota; Metazoa; Arthropoda; Insecta; Lepidoptera; Pyralidae.
UACCUAUUUUGCAGAAUUCAUAAUUUAAGAACGCAUUCCAAUCAGUUUGCCUAUGGUCUACAAUUCUAGUCUAUGGCACAUUGAGUAUCUUCCUUUUCCGGUUCUGCACUAAAGCUGUAACCAUGCCGCUCGCAAUUGAUUUGCUUCACCCUUCACCCGCGUCGGAGAGGAGGAAACACAAGCUGAAGAGACUGGUGCCACAUCCUAAUUCAUAUUUUAUGGAUGUGAAAUGCCCAGGCUGUUACAAGAUCACAACGGUUUUCAGUCACGCACAGAGGGUGGUCGUAUGCGCAGGUUGUUCCACAAUCCUUUGCCAGCCCACCGGAGGACGUGCUAGAUUAACCGAAGGAUGUUCGUUUAGGAGAAAACAACACUGAAAAGUCCUGGAGAGAGAGCCCGUAAUUUAAGUUUUUAUUUCCAAGAGUAUGAAGGAGUGAUAUUUUACAAAUUCAUUAUAUGGAUCCAUUAAAGCGUUAAUAAAGGCUUUUUCAAAGGGA